This is a messenger RNA of Symsagittifera roscoffensis, 738 nucleotides long. RefSeq names its product FMRFamide receptor-like. Gene Ontology annotation, cellular component: plasma membrane. The record is from RefSeq and is a predicted model, not a curated record. NCBI's taxonomy places the organism in Eukaryota, Metazoa, Xenacoelomorpha, Acoela, Convolutidae. The transcript has 2 exons. Bases 1 to 738 code for a protein of 245 amino acids. Gene Ontology annotation, molecular function: G protein-coupled peptide receptor activity. Gene Ontology annotation, biological process: neuropeptide signaling pathway.
AUGAAAGAAUCCCACGGCUACGAGUUUGAAUCUGUUAAUGACUUCACUUGUGUAACGGGCAUCCUUUAUUCCUGGGUUACGUCAUCGGUAUCUUAUUAUGUAACAGUUUUGUUCAGUUUGGAUAAAUGCAUCGCAGUUGUUUUUCCAAUCAAAUAUAAACUAUAUGGCAAAGCACGAGUAAGUUUAGUGGCUACUUCAGUCGUUUUGCUCCUGGAAUUUGUCUGGAAUUUUCCAUUGGUUUUCGUUUUCCGGAUAGAUUCGCAAUGGCUUUUUCAAUGCGUACCGCGUGAAUUUGGGCUAAUAAGUCCAAGAUACUUCCUUCGGCUACGGCCUUUAAUUGACAGCAUUUUAAACGGUCUGAUACCUGUUACUUUGGUGUUAAUAUUGACCACAAUCACCAUAGUGAAAUUGCAACUGAACGCCAGGAAGAAACGGAGGAAAGUAAGCUCGACGAAGAACAGAAACCACGAGAACGAGAUCACUCGCCAAAUGAUUGUCGUCUGCUUAUUCUUCGGAGUGCUUUGUCUGCUUCAUUCGGUCCUAACCUUGGCAAUAUUCAACAAUCCGAUGGUUACAAUAAAGCAGCAGGCAACAGGCUUCAUGAUGUUUGCAAUUGUACUGAAUACAAACUGUCUCAUAAAUUCAGCAAACUUUUAUAUCUAUAUUUUAUUCGGUAAUAAUUUCCGGUCCAAUUUUAUGGCACUCUUUGUCAGCAAAACUCCAGCCGCGAACAAUUGA